Molecule: messenger RNA, 816 nt
Organism: Caenorhabditis remanei
Lineage: Eukaryota; Metazoa; Nematoda; Chromadorea; Rhabditida; Rhabditidae
Exons: 6
Coding region: 1-816 (271 amino acids)
Source: RefSeq, a predicted model, not a curated record
AUGAUUUCUUAUCAAUUUCUAGUCUUCUCCCUUCUCAUCGGGGUGACUGUGGCUUCCGGAGCAACUUGCGAUGAUCGCGGAACUCCGCAAUACUGUCAGGACAACAAGGAAUUCUGUGAUGAUCCAUUUGGAUCUGAUACUAGAUAUUACUGCAAGAAAACAUGUGGACUCUGUUCUGGUUCAACAACUGCCCCAGGAAAAAUCUUAUGGAUUGUACUCGAUUGGGAGGUUCUUACGACGAACCAUACCAUCUCCCUGGAACCAUUCACGACGGAAUUGCUUGGCAGCUCCAUCUGGAGUGUUGGUCCAUUCAAUGGUGAUACGGUCGUUGUUGUUACCUCUUGUCCAAAAGCGAAAGCAUCGCAUGAAACGGCAAGAAGGACAGCCUCCUUUGGGUCGAGAACUCCACAUGGUGGAUCGACUCCGAGACGUUUCAUGUUGGUUGUCUUGAUACCGUAUCCAAUACGACGAGCCGAUGAGUUGAUCACCUUGAUGUGUUACUGCCGGAAAACCUGUGGUCUCUGCAAGGAUCCAAAUGUCGCGUAUACCACUAAGGAACCACUACCAGUGCCUAUCAAAAGAACAACCAAAAUAGUUUGUAAGGAUGACAGUGGCACUGAAAAUUGUGAGAAGAAGAAGCAUUUGUGCACCAAUCCAGUUUUCCCGGAAUACAAAGAAUCCUGCCUCAAAACGUGUGGUCUUUGCAUCGAUCCAGCCGAUCUUCCAACCACAAUUCCUUCUUGUCAGGACAAGAGUACUGGUUGUGCCGAGAAGAAGUACUUGUGUACUAAUGCUUUUUUCUCUGACUUCAAGUAG